Molecule: messenger RNA, 1002 nt
Organism: Fusarium poae
Lineage: Eukaryota; Fungi; Ascomycota; Sordariomycetes; Hypocreales; Nectriaceae
Exons: 1
Coding region: 1-1002 (333 amino acids)
Source: RefSeq, a predicted model, not a curated record
AUGGCUCUCUUGACAGACCUUCCCAAUGAGCUGCUUCACGAAAUAAUGGUUAUCGCUUCCAAAGACGGCUUUCACCACAAGCGUCUUAAGAAUUUUGCUCUUGUAAACAAGCAACUUCGAACAGUCGCCUUCCCUCUGCUCGUUCGUUUGUGGAAUAAUUACUAUGGUAAACCCAAACUUGGUUUACUGGCUUUACAUCUUUUACGAUACCCUCAGCAUAGAUCUCAACUUAGGACGCUGAUUUUUCAGAACUAUUAUGCCGACAAGGGUUCUCAGUCUCCCAGUGGCUAUCGCGCUACCUUUUACCAGACAUUGCCACAUCGACCAGAAAUCUUGAACGAGCUGGCAGAAGAAGCCAAAAGAACUCUACCGGAUCUUGCAGAGUCUAGCGAGGGUUGGAUCGAUCGUAUUAGGCAGGGUCAGGUAGGCGCCAUUUUGGCGCUGAUCCUUGCUUGGGCGACAAGCUUGACCACUGUAUAUCUUUAUUUUCGAGGGAUCUACGAGUCUGCCGACAAGGAUUUGGUAGGCCGCUGUUUAUCACGUCAAACCCGGGUCAGAUUCGUCUCAUGCUGUAUUGGAUAUUUUCUUCCACUGCCUCGAAAUAUGGAGUCAUUCGCGCCAGGCACUUUCGUCUCCAUACUACCAGGGUCUCUGGAAACUUGUCAUUUAGACUGGCAGAUGCGUCAUGCCAUAUCACAACAUCUGGAGGCACGCCCGGACAGCAGGUAUAACAGGGGUCAGGCCCACUCAUGCAUCAUGAAAGCCAUUUAUAUGUUACUACAGGAAGCUGGACCGGGACGCAAGUUCAGCAAGCUGCGCAACAUCGACUUCAGCUUGCUCGGUAUCAACGUCUGGUCGAAGCCAACGUUGGACAAGGCUGUUGAAGAGUUGAACAAGGUUGUUGAACUCGCAAAGUCUAGAGGCGUUGAACUUGAUUACUAUGACUACACCGACAAGGAGUACCGUACUACAGCUGUCUGUGUAUCGACCUGUGAUACAUAA